GAAUUGUCAAUUUUCUAACCGUGCUUUAAGUCAACCUGUUUUUAUUUACAGAUCAUAUUUUAUUUUAAUAAUUUUCUUGCGCAUAACAUUAUGUCAAUAGAAGUUGAAGGAACUUUUGUAUCACAAAAGGUUAAUAAAGUGCGAUGGAUUCCCGAAGAUUAUGUAGAAACAAAACACUUUUUUACCGGCAGUUGGGACGAUGAAGAAAACUCUAUAAAAGUAUGGUCAUUUGAGUGUAUAAAUGAAGAUGAAGAUGUGGAAUACCCUCGCCAAAUUUCCGAGUAUAAGGUCGCGGGUGAUGUCACAGAAAUUAAAUUUAUAGAUAAGAAUAAAAUUGCUGUUUCUAUAUCGAGCGGUGAGGUUAGAAUUCUUGAGAUAAGUUCAUAUGAACGACAGGCUCCGUUAAAAGAAGUGUUUGAAUGGAAACAUUUACACAAAAUAAACCAUGAUCCAUGCUCAUGCACCUCACUAGACACAUUUGAAGGAGAUGUAGCUUCAGUGGGUGAAGAUGGGAAGGUUAAUAUACUGAAUGGCAGGCGGGGAGACAUUACCAGCACCCUCUAUCAUAGUGCAGAUAGCUGCUCAUUGCAUUCAGUGUGUUUUAUUAAAUCAAAUGAGGUGAUCACAGGAAACAUCAGGGGCCACAUGAAGAUAUGGGACAUAAGGUCAGACAACAAAAAGCCAGCUGCAUCAUUUCUCUUAUCUACAGAAGAGGUAGCUGCCACAUGCAUUGUCCAACAUCCAACACAGCCCCACAUUGUACUAGCCGGAAGUGAAUCAGGCUCCAUCGCAGUAUGGGACUUGCGUAUAAACCAAUUCCCCACGUCUUUAGUCAAUGCACACUCGGCUGGUGUAACAGAAUUGCAAUUUCACCCAGAAAACCCUUACAAAUUACUAAGCAGUUCAUUAUCUGGUGAAGUAUGGGAUUGGGAUAUGGAAUUACUAACCAAAAAAACUCCUGAGAGCUAUUUACCGAUAGAUGACAAAACUGUCAUGAAUGUUGACACUAUUUUGCCGGGUCUGCAUAAAGCUGUGAAUACAAUCCAUUGGGAUAAAGGACGAAUACUGUGUGGCGCUGACAACGAAGCUGUUUAUUUGAUUAAGAAUAUUAAGUAUUAAUGUUUAUAAGUGUCAAGUGUGUUUAUCAUGAAGAAUUGUAACUGAGUUAUUGAAAGUAUGUUCGUUGCAUUACAGAAUAUUUCAUGGAACAAUGUAAUUUUAAGUUUUCCAGAAAAUUGUAUUUUAAUAAACAUUUUUUCA
Messenger RNA from Zerene cesonia (dogface butterfly), 1260 nucleotides. It is a transcript of the gene Nup43, whose product is annotated as nucleoporin Nup43. The transcript has 3 exons. Gene Ontology annotation, cellular component: nuclear pore outer ring. The coding region runs from base 91 to 1119 and encodes 342 amino acids. Gene Ontology annotation, molecular function: protein binding. NCBI's taxonomy places the organism in Eukaryota, Metazoa, Arthropoda, Insecta, Lepidoptera, Pieridae. The record is from RefSeq and is a predicted model, not a curated record.